AGCGCUCGGUGCUACUUGAACAGGCUUUAGUAGUGCAUGAAAACCUUUGAAGCUUCGUUUCUGCUUCUGCAAAAACACCGGGAUCAUAGCGACCAGCUUGAUAUAAUCGACAAACGUCCAGAAUUCACCUCUUAUACAUAUUGAAAAGUGAGGAACCAGGAAUACAGAAAAAUGGCUGCCAUGAAUGUGAUGCCAAGCGGACAUGCCGAGAAACCCAAGUUUAAAGUUGCUGAUCCUACUUUGGCGGAAUGGGGCCGCGCCGAAAUCAUCCUGGCCGAGCGCGAGAUGCCCGGCUUGAUGGCUCUUCGCCAGAAAUACGGCGCUUCCAAGCCCCUGAGCGGUGCCCGUAUUGCCGGAUGCCUGCACAUGACGAUUCAGACGGCAGUACUUAUCGAAACCUUAGUGGAACUGGGUGCUCAGGUUCAGUGGUCGAGCUGCAACAUUUUCAGCACCCAGGAUCACGCCGCCGCUGCCAUUGCCGCCACCGGUAUCCCGGUGUACGCGUGGAAAGGAGAAACGGAGGAAGAGUAUAUUUGGUGCAUUGAGCAGACACUCGUCUUCCCUAACGGCGAGCCGCUCAACAUGAUCCUGGAUGAUGGUGGGGAUUUGACGAACCUGCUCCAUGACAAGUACCCAAAUCUUCUUGCACACGUUAAGGGGAUUUCGGAGGAAACGACCACCGGAGUUCACAAUUUGCACAGAAUGAUGCGCAAAGGAGAGCUGAAGGUGCCAGCGUUCAAUGUCAACGACUCUGUCACGAAGAGCAAGUUCGAUAACUUGUACGGUAUCCGUGAAUCCCUCGUGGACGGUAUUAAGCGCGCCACCGAUAUCAUGUUGGCUGGGAAGAUCUGCGCCGUUUGUGGGUACGGUGAUGUGGGAAAAGGUGCUGCACAAUCCCUACGCGCAUUCGGUGCACGAGUAAUCGUCACUGAAAUUGAUCCCAUCAAUGCCUUGCAAGCCGCCAUGGAAGGAUACCAGGUACUACCGCUGGAGGACGCCAUCGCCCAAGGCGCCAGCAUAUUUGUUACCACUACCGGCUGCAAGGGUGUCAUUCGCGGUGAGCACAUGAGCGCCAUGGUGGAGGACGCCAUUGUCUGCAAUGUUGGCCAUUUCGAUAUUGAAAUCGAUGUCAAGUGGCUGAAUGACAACUGUGUGGAGAAGCGCGUCGUUAAGCCACAGGUUGACCGCUACACGCUGAAAUCUGGACGUCAUGUUAUCCUGUUGGCUGAGGGGCGCCUGUGCAAUUUAGGCUGUGCUAUGGGACACCCGAGCUUUGUUAUGAGCACAUCGUUUACCAAUCAGGUGUUGGCGCAGCUGGAGUUGUGGACGCGACCUGGCGCAUACGGCGUCGGCAUCCACAUUCUGCCGAAACGACUCGAUGAGGAAGUUGCCCGUCUGCAUUUGCCGCAUUUGGGAGUGAAAUUGACCCGGCUGACACCCGAACAAGCUGACUAUCUCGGUCUGGAUGCUGAUGGACCUUAUAAACCUGAAAUCUACCGUUAUUGAGAAUUCCGGCUUUGACAGUCCCGAUGUUACGGUGCUCAGUAUUUACCGUGGUGGCUUAGUUUUAUUCUUUUACUAUGUUGGUGUGGGUUAGUGAUUCUUUUUCGGGAAACAUUCUGGAUAAAUGGCAGUUAGUAGGAGCGUUCUUUAAUAAUAUUUGGUAUAAAAUGGGAUGAUAUUUCUACAGGCGAACGCGUUUAAUAAUAAGCACAAGUUGU
This is a messenger RNA of Paramacrobiotus metropolitanus, 1721 nucleotides long. RefSeq names its product adenosylhomocysteinase-like. Gene Ontology annotation, biological process: L-methionine cycle. The record is from RefSeq and is a predicted model, not a curated record. NCBI's taxonomy places the organism in Eukaryota, Metazoa, Tardigrada, Eutardigrada, Parachela, Macrobiotidae. Gene Ontology annotation, cellular component: cytosol. Gene Ontology annotation, molecular function: adenosylhomocysteinase activity. The transcript is spliced from 9 exons. Bases 172 to 1506 code for a protein of 444 amino acids.